AUGCUCCGUGCUCAAAUCUUUAUAUUGCUGGUGCUGUUUAGUCUCAGCAUCGGGGAAAUCAACCAGACAGAAAAGACUCACUUGAAACCGGCUUUUGAGAGAGUUUUUAGUCGGAAGAAACGUGCCAUUAUUUUUCCGCCUGGGUCAUUUUUCAAAUUUACCUGCAAUUUUGGCAAGGGAUUAUUGUCAUCGUAUCCACGUGGUAUUAAUUUCAAUUUGGAAGAAGCUGUCUACUUUCCCAUACCAGGCACCAGAGAUGAUCUAUAUCCCAAACGUUUCUUGCCAAAAACAACAACCACGCCGAAGCCCAAGACGACGACGCCAGAGACCUAUGUCUAUAUACCAGGAACAGAUUGGCGUUUCAAGGCACAGGCUUUGCCUAAGAAGAAACCUCGUCCACAACCCCCAAAGACGCAUCGCAUCGAUGUAGGCAGCUCUGACAAUCCAUAUAAAUGGCAGCAAUGGGCCAAAUAUGGUUCAAGCCAGGCACAAAAAUGGAAGACGAGUGCCAAUAAGCAAUGGAUCAAUAAGAGAAAAUGGUCAAAGUGGACAACACCAGCUCCAAAAUGGACAGCGGACUGGAGGAAUCAUUGGCAAAGAAGCAGAACCAGACCAGGACUCAUAAUUGAGUCUCCUUCCGCAACCGGAAACUAUCAUGGUCAUCGCGAUCGCAGACAGUUAUUUGAUCACUUCAGUGGAUUGAGCACUCUUUUUGGCUUUGAUGUGAAGUCCUGCAUAUUGCGUACCAUCUGCGAUUCAAAGCGUCUUCUCUUGCCUCCUGGUUAUUCCAUGCUACAGGAUAUGCUGCGAUUGGUUUUCACUAUGCCUAGAUUAGAUGGACUGGAGGAUGAUUAUACUCGUAUCAUGAGCAAAGAUGCCGAUCUCUGUGCACGGGAAUUAAAAACUAAGUGUAAUAUGAACUUGUUAAUUUGGUUGUUAAGUGGUAAACAUCAAUAAAAUAACUACAACAAUAA
Messenger RNA from Drosophila innubila, 974 nucleotides. RefSeq lists its product as uncharacterized. The transcript is spliced from 3 exons. The record is from RefSeq and is a predicted model, not a curated record. The coding region runs from base 1 to 957 and encodes 318 amino acids. Lineage: Eukaryota; Metazoa; Arthropoda; Insecta; Diptera; Drosophilidae.